This is a messenger RNA of Cynoglossus semilaevis (tongue sole), 6763 nucleotides long. RefSeq names its product INO80 complex ATPase subunit (gene ino80). Gene Ontology annotation, molecular function: DNA binding; ATP-dependent chromatin remodeler activity; histone binding. The transcript is spliced from 37 exons. Gene Ontology annotation, biological process: DNA repair; DNA-templated transcription; chromatin remodeling. The coding region runs from base 1103 to 5812 and encodes 1569 amino acids. Lineage: Eukaryota; Metazoa; Chordata; Actinopteri; Pleuronectiformes; Cynoglossidae. The record is from RefSeq and is a predicted model, not a curated record. Gene Ontology annotation, cellular component: nucleus; Ino80 complex.
UGCCUUAAACGGAGUUUCCUACUCGUGACGUCAGGCGUAGCUCGGUAAUCUUCGAAAUGGGCAGACAGAGAUAAUCGACACAGGGAAAUUAUCGAUACGUUGUUAUUUUGUAUAGUUUAACCUACCAAUUGUUAUAAAUUGUAAACAUGGAGAUGGUUAAUUCUCCAAAAUAGACCGUGUCGAUCCAUGGCAUUUAAAGGGUCAUCAGCAUUGUCAAAACGCGAGCCUCUGCUCUCUGUGAUCCAUUAAAACGCCUGCUCCUUGCUGUAUCCUCGCCAUGGCGUCGUGUCUCCUCUCUCUCAGUAACAGAAAGUGGCCGCCUCUCCGCUGUUGCUGUCGACUCAAAGCUCACAGACUCGCUCGUUGCCUCAACCCGCCAUUUUGGAGUCUGUGAACCGAGAGUCGCCAGCAACGACGUGAGACGCGAAAAGGGGGACACGGGGCCGAGGUGAGAGACACGGAGGUGGUUGUUAUGGCGAAGGAGCAUAGGGGAAAGAUGGCCGGGAGGAAGAAAGAUUUAGAACAUAGGGAUCUCUCGUUCAGCUUGUGUCCGCAUCAAAGAUACGAGAGGUGCGGGUGGCAGGCCUGGCUACUCCCGUGACGCAACUAUCUCAAAAUGUCAAUUAAACCAUCAACUUUUCUUAACACAUUGUUUGAAAAUUGAGGUGUUGGCCUUAAAGAGACAGAGGCAAUUUGCAUACCUCAUAUUAAUAGUGUGAGAGAUAGUGUAAAUUAGGUAAAUGCAUCAGUAUUUCAUAGGCUAAUGUUAUCGAUCAAACGCUGCAGAUCUAUAAGGAUACAACAGUAAAUAUGUAGUUUUAUGUGAAAGGAGCUGAAAACACACUUCAGUAUAAACAGUCGUUGAAAUCGUAACGUGCUUUACGUAUAGUAUGUCUGCAUGUGCAUAUCAUCACCUUGACCCUAUUUAUCGCAGGGAGUGUAGCUUGUGCUAAAAGUAGCUAACGGCUGUUAGCAGCCGUUACCAAACAUGCACUACUCAUGGGCUUUCCACCUUUGAAUUGAUUCUUUGACCCAAGUGCAAUGACUUCAUUUACUAACAAGUAAAAGUUGCUGCCCUGCUGGGCAGAGGCGUCUGUGUGUCAUGGCAUCAGGGCAGAGUGGCCGUCCUGAGAUUGGUGGAACUGGUACCUCAGGACUGGCCAAACCCCUCUACCUGCAACGCUUAGAAAGAUCCCUGAGGUUGGACAGUUUCUUGCGUCACACUGCAAACAUCUUUAACAAAGACAUAACCAGUGACGACAGUGAUGACAGUGAUGGUGCACUGGGUACUGAACUAUCUCUGGACCACUCAACACCACAUCCACUGACAGUGAAAAGUGAGUUUUGUGAACAGGGAGAAGAAUUGGCAGAGAACAAGCCUCUUAAUGGAAUCCUUCAAGGUAAAGACCAAAAGGCAGAUAAAGCAAGUCUCUACAAUUUCUCCAAGCUGAAGAAAAACAGGAAAUGGCUGAAGAGUAUUCUGUUGACCGAUGACACCACCGGCUCAGACACAGACUCUGAUGACUCAGAUUUUGCCUUGUCUCGGGAGGAGCUACAUGACAUGCUCAGGCUGCAUCGCUUCACCAGGCAGCAUCAGAGCAAGUUCCACUCAGAUCAUGAGCUCCACCAGUACCAGUACUACAGCACUGGACUCUUGUCCACACACGACCCCUUCUAUGAGCAACAGCGCCAACUGCUGGGCCCAAAGAAGAAGAAAAUUAAAGAUGAGAAGAAAUUCAAGGCCAAACUGAAAAAGGUGAAGAAGAAGAAAAAACGUGGCGAGGGAGACUUUACAGAAGAGGGACUUUCUUACACCAAUAAGGUUUUUGCCAGGUUUUCCCAUGAUGCACCACUGCCCUUAGUGAAAAAGAAACAUCUAACCGUUGAGCAGCUGAAUGCACGACGACGUAAAGUUUGGCUCACCAUCGCCAAAAAGGAGAUUCCUAAAUCUUUUAAACAAAAAACCUCUGCAAAGAAUCUGGUGCUAACCAAUGCCAAAAAGCUGGCUCAUCAGUGCAUGCGAGAAGUACGACGUGCCGCCAUCCAGGCUCAGAAGAACUGUAAGGAGACAUUACCCCGGGCUCGACGCCUCACCAAGGAGAUGAUGCUUUACUGGAAGAAAUAUGAAAAAGUAGAGAAGGAGCACAGGAAGAGGGCAGAAAAGGAGGCCCUGGAGCAACGCAAACUAGACGAGGAGAUGAGAGAGGCCAAACGUCAGCAACGCAAACUAAACUUCCUCAUCACCCAGACAGAGCUUUAUGCUCAUUUCAUGAGUGGUAAAGCCAGUGUGGGAGGUCCGGGAGGUGACACCGCCCAGGAGGAAAUACUUAGAAAGCUGGAUGACACUGCGGCACAGAGACAGAUAGACAUUGGAGGAGGCGUCAUGGUCAAUGUGGGGCAGGAGGAAUAUGAUAGUGAAUACUACAAGUCCCAGGCCCUGAGGAAUGCCAAAGAGGCCUACCAGAUUCAUCAAGAGAAAACACGAAUGUUUGACGAGGAGGCUAAAGAUAGCCGCUUUGCGUCCCUGCAUGCCGCUGGUGGCUUGUCCUCUGGCCUCGGCUCUGGGUUUGGAGAGAGCUACAGCCUCUCCAACCCAUCCAUCAACGCUGGAGAAGACAUUCCUCAGCCCACUAUCUUUAAUGGAAAACUCAAGGGUUACCAGCUCAAAGGCAUGAACUGGCUGGCUAACCUCUAUGAGCAGGGAAUCAAUGGUAUCCUAGCCGAUGAGAUGGGACUGGGAAAGACAGUUCAGAGUAUCGCCCUUUUGGCACAUUUAGCAGAGAGAGACAACAUCUGGGGUCCAUUCCUGAUCAUUUCUCCUGCAUCCACACUCAACAAUUGGCAUCAGGAGUUCACCCGCUUUGUGCCCAAAUUUAAGGUGUUGCCAUAUUGGGGAAACCCUCAUGAUCGUAAAGUUAUUCGGAAAUUCUGGAGCCAGAAAACCCUCUACACUCAAAACGCGCCAUUCCAUGUGGUUAUCACAAGCUACCAGCUGGUGGUCCAGGAUGUCAAAUACUUCCAGAGAGUCAAGUGGCAGUACAUGGUCCUGGAUGAGGCUCAAGCACUAAAAAGUAGUUCGAGCGUUCGGUGGAAAAUCCUACUGCAGUUCCAGUGUCGAAACAGACUCCUGCUCACUGGGACUCCCAUUCAGAACACAAUGGCUGAGCUGUGGGCUCUGCUGCAUUUCAUCAUGCCCACGCUGUUUGAUUCCCACGAAGAGUUCAAUGAGUGGUUCUCCAAGGACAUCGAGAGUCACGCUGAAAACAAGUCGGCGAUCGAUGAGAACCAACUUUCCAGGCUGCACAUGAUCCUCAAGCCCUUUAUGCUGCGCAGGAUCAAGAAGGACGUGGAAAACGAGCUUUCAGACAAGAUUGAGAUCCUGACCUACUGCCAGCUGACAUCUCGACAGAGGCUGCUCUACCAGGCCUUGAGGAAUAAGAUCUCCAUCGAGGACCUGCUCCAGUCCUCCAUGGGCACAGCCCAGCAGUCUCACACCACCACCUCCUCACUCAUGAAUCUAGUCAUGCAGUUCAGAAAGGUGUGUAACCACCCUGACUUGUUUGAGCGCCAAGAGACACGCUCUCCAUUCCACAUGUCCAUGAAGCCCUACAUCAUGUCAAAGUUUCUUUACCGCCAUGGCCUCAUCCACACAAACAACCAGCUCAAAAACAAAUUGCUUCAAGUGCUUUUGUCUCCAUUUUCUCCAAACCACAUCCAACACUCUCUGUUUCACAGAAAAGGUGAUGACAAGGGAAGUUGUUUCUCCUUCCUGCGUUUCAUCGACAUCUCACCGGCUGAAAUGUCCAACCUUAUGCUGCAAGGCACUUUAGCAAGAUGGUUAGCCCUUUAUCUGUCCCUAAAAGCCGCUUACCGGCUCCACUACCAGCGCCUGUUUGGCUCUGAAGAAGAGACACAGCAGGAUCCUGGAGGCAGCGAGCAGAUCAGAGACACACCGCAGCCCAGUCACAAGUGUCUGUCUCGCAGGGACUUUAUUCUGUGGCUUAACAAACCCACUGCCUUCCCCAGCACACACACCAGUCCCAUCUUCCAGGAUUUGGUGUUCACAGCAUCCAGGCCAGGCAUGCUGGGACAUACGGAUGAGAAGAUCCUCAACAGGAAUUCCACCACUGUUACGGUUCGUCCAUGUCGACCCAGUCUACCACCAAAGUUCCUGCUCACUGCCACUCCAAGGGUGACGGCCGUUCCCAUGGAGCGUUACACAGAUGAUCGCAGCGCCGCAUAUGAGUGGUGGGUAACCCGCGGUGGAGGAGGAACCGUCUUCAAACAGUGUUUCCUCUACGGCUCUCCCGAACUUGCAUCUGACUGGUGCACAAGGGCUAAUUUCUUCCAUCCAGUGAGUCCCGGGGGUGUGAUGGCGUUGCACCCUCGCCAUGGAUGGACCUUCAUUCAGAUACCGGACAAAGAAAGUCUGAUCACAGAAAGCGGCAAACUUCACACUCUGGACAUCCUCUUGAGUCGGCUAAAAGUGCAGGGGCACAGGGUCCUCAUCUACUCCCAAAUGACGCGCAUGAUAGACCUGCUGGAGGAGUACAUGGUUUAUCGCAAACACACCUACAUGCGACUUGAUGGAUCCUCUAAAAUCUCGGAACGCAGAGACAUGGUGGCUGACUUCCAGAGUAGGACGGAUAUCUUUGUGUUUCUCCUGAGUACCAGGGCAGGAGGCCUGGGCAUCAACCUGACAGCUGCUGACACUGUCAUCUUUUACGACAGUGACUGGAACCCCACGGUGGACCAGCAGGCCAUGGACCGGGCCCACAGGCUGGGUCAGACCAAACAGGUCACCGUUUAUCGCCUCAUCUGUCAGGGUAGCAUCGAGGAGAGGAUCCUGCAGCGGGCCAAGGAGAAGAGCGAGAUCCAAAGGGUGGUGAUCUCCGGAGGAAACUUUAAACCAGACACACUCAAACCCAAAGAGGUGGUCAGUCUGCUGCUGGACGAUGACGAGCUGGAAAAGAAAUUGAGGCAGAGGCAGGAGGAGAAGAGGCUACAGGAGGAGAGCAGCAAGGUGAAGGAGCGCAAGAGGAAGAGGGAGAAGUACGCCGAGAAGAAGAAAGAGGAGUCAGAGAGCAAGAGGAAAAAGGAGACCAACCUGGUCAUCUCCCAUGCCCCUUCAGCUGAUAACUCCAACAUGUCUGCAGAUGGAGACGACUCUUUCAUCAGUGUGGACAUGGACUCUGCAAUGCCUAGUCCAUUCAGUGAGAUCUCCCUGAGCAGUGAGCUCCAGCCCGGAUCAUUGCCACCAGACCCGGAUGUGGACGAGAGCAGCAGUGACAUGCUGGUCAUAGUGGAUGAUCCAGUGUCUUCAGCGCCUCAGUCUCGUGCCACCAACUCACCAGCUUCUGUCUCCGGAUCAGUCUCUGACAACAUGAAUGGUUUUUCAGCCUCCGACACAAUAAGUCCAGGCAGAGGACGGUCACGGAGUCGGGGAAGACCUAAAGGAUCAGGGGGUGGAACCAAGUCAGGAGGAAAAGGACGUGGACGCAAAUCAACAGCAGGCAGUGCGGCAGCAAUGGCGGGAGCGAUGGCCGGCGCUGCAGCAGCGUCAGCAGCGGCUUACGCUGCCUAUGGCUACAGUGUUUCCAAAGGAACACUGUCUGCAUCCACCCCCCUGCAACCGGCUCUUGGUCGGCCAGGUGCCAGCACAGCAUUCAACCCCAGCAGAAGCUCAUCUCCUCAGACCAAAGCAGGCUCCUCUACACCGAGUCCUCACAAACAGCUGUCCCACAGCCACCAACACCACAGCACAGGCACUGUCAGGAAAGGAAAGGGCACUGGUUGUCCAGGGGCCCGAUGAUGGUAUUCACACUUUGGACACACUGACAACAUAUGCUACUGUUUUCUUGCAGUAUUCAUAUGUACUCAGUCGCACCACAUGGAGAACCAUACUACUACUAAAAGUUAAAAGUACAGAUCACAUUUUCUCAUAUUUUCUAAUACGUUUCUUUUCACGCGUUACGUCAGUGUUUACUCUAGAUUUUUUUUCUGCAUAAUGUCAUCAGUGUUUUCAAUUUUUUUUUCAAGAACACAAAGUUGUUUUUUUUCCUAAAGAAAGCUCUUUUUUUCACUAAAUAGCAACAACACAACAGAACAGAAAUUAACAUGUGCAGAUCAAAGGGCUUUGGAGUCAUUGUAUUUUCCAGAGUUUCUGUCAAUACACUGAGUCAUGUCUUCCAUUUUUUUCCUUUCGUUUUCAGUUAUAUUGAUUAGACUAUUUAAAUUGACUGUAGAUCUAAUCUUAACAAACUAUACUAAAUUAUUCUGCAUUAAAAAACAUCUGAUCAACCAACUUAACAAUGAAUCAACAACAUUUCUACUAAAGCUCUUAUUUUUGUAAUCAUAACCCAAACCAAUAUAGCAGGGUUUUUUUGUUGUUGUUUUUUUUAGAAAUAAAAAAAUCCAACUUUUACAAUUGAAACAAAAGUAAUUCAUGUAUUUGUCUGCCUCGUGGCAAGAAAAUGAUUGGAUAAUGUAGAUUUCUUUUUCAAAAACAAGUCCUUCAGCUGCUGCUAUUAUUUAAGUUAUUUGAGUUGUGUUAAAGUGAGUGGUUAUUGGUUGUAAAUGUGACGAUCACGCAACAUGUUAAUAGUGUGAUUAAAAUAUAUUGUUCUAUAUGAUGUAAAUACCGUUGAAAAUAAGGUUUCCUCUGGCUUUUCCCUUGUUUGCCUGUCUAUUUUUAUAGAGCAUGUGUACAUAUAAAGAAAAGCACCUGCCAUUUUAUUUAGAAAUAAAACAAUUAUAAAUUAAA